AAAACGGAGUAGUUUGCUUACUCGGUGAAACAAAGAUGCCGGGUGGAAAAAUAAUUCAAGAACGUGUCAUGAAUCCCAGCAAUACAAACUCCCUAUUUAACACUAAAAAAUCUGGCAUCUACCAUUUUUCUCUCUCCUCCUCUCUCUCUCUUUGAUCCCUUCCUUCCACAACAACCUCUUCUUCAACCUCCAGAUCUAGGGUUCUUCAUUCACCAACAAUGGCGUUAGAAUGGGUAGUACUCGGCUACGCAGCAGCAGCAGAAGCAAUCAUGGUGAUCCUCCUUACUCUCCCAGGCCUCGACGGUCUUCGCAAGGGUUUGAUUGCCGUAACUCGCAACCUUCUCAAGCCAUUUCUGUCAAUCGUUCCAUUUUGCUUGUUUCUUCUCAUGGAUAUCUACUGGAAGUACGAGACUCGGCCGAGUUGUGAGUCAGAUUCGUGUACUCCUUCUGAGUUUCUUCGUCACCAGAAAUCGAUCAUGAAAUCGCAGCGUAAUGCUCUUCUUAUUGCUGCUGCUCUCGUCUUUUACUGGAUCUUGUACUCUGUUACUGCUUUGGUUGUUAAGAUUGAGCAGUUGAAUCAGCGUGUUGAGAGGAUGAAGACCAGAACUGAUUGAUUGGUUGGUUUGUUUUCUCCCUUUUUGGAAGAUAAGUAGAAUUUCUGUUUCUCAGGGUUUGUGUAAUGCGAUGAAUUUGAAUCUUAAAUUCACGGUUUUUUAUACUUAUAAUGAUAGGUUUAUGUUUGUUUGACGCUCUGUUCAUCGGAUUAAUGGAUAUAAAUUAAUGGAGAAUGCUUACUUUUUCGUUAUAUAACUCGUUUUGUUGAUU
Chenopodium quinoa (quinoa) is the source of this 825-nucleotide messenger RNA. RefSeq lists its product as uncharacterized. Gene Ontology annotation, biological process: intracellular protein transport; endoplasmic reticulum to Golgi vesicle-mediated transport. Lineage: Eukaryota; Viridiplantae; Streptophyta; Magnoliopsida; Caryophyllales; Amaranthaceae. Bases 219 to 614 code for a protein of 131 amino acids. The record is from RefSeq and is a predicted model, not a curated record. The transcript has a single exon. Gene Ontology annotation, cellular component: endoplasmic reticulum; endoplasmic reticulum membrane.